AUGCCUCCCCUGAGCGCACUUUACCAAGAGUCUAUGCUAAGCCACCCCUACGGCUACGCUCUAUAUGAACCCGAAUCCUCAAAAACCCUCCAACCUGGCUUCUGCGGUUACAUCACAGAGCUUGGCCAAUGGACGCCCUUGCUAGGGGCUGACCACUUGCCAAUCAACCUCGGCGAUGCAACAUCACUCGCUCGCAAUGGCCUCACGCCAUUCACUCACUUCCAGCGAGCGCCUUCAGAUUCACGGUCCUGGGGCCCAAAAGUCUCCGGCCGCCUGAAGCAGAAGAAACUCGACCUAUCCGCCGGCGCAUCGCUCCUCCCGGCUGGAAUCCCCGCAGAUAUCGGCGCGCUGUACCAGUACAGCAACCGGGAUGGCUUCGGCGCGAUCCUCAUGACCCAAAGCCCGGUUGUAAAGGACUCUCUCUACGGCAGCACGGUCUUCCGCCUGUGGUGCAAGGCCAAUUCGGAGACGAUUCUCCGGCAAUGGCCAGAUAUCAAGGAGCGCGGACUUAUCAUCGUGACAUCGGUGUACACCACGAAAUUCGCGAUGACUAACGCCUGGACGGAGAGUGAGAAGGAGGUCACGAUUGGGUUCCGGGCGGGUGCGAUCGAAAUCGGCGAGAUUGCGCCGUCUUCCUCGUGGCAUACUGCCGAGGGGGACAGUGGGUGGGUUGCAUCCGAAGCGAGCCAGCCUGAUGAGAGGAAGGUUGUUUUCUUUGGGGGGCUGCAUUUCAAGUAUCGGCGCCUGGCGGCGGUGCUGCCCCAGUCGCAUGUCUUCAGCGCAUCCUCGAUUGAAAAAGCGAAAUUCCGCGACGCGGAUCCGGAAGCUCGAGAAUUUACGGUCGUCGAGAAGGCUGACGAGGGGGAUUUGUACGACGUGCUGGUGACAGCGGAGGAGAAGGGUGAGAUGGUGGAAAUGCAACCGGCUGCGGACGAGGACGAUGAUGACUUUUGA
This is a messenger RNA of Aspergillus clavatus NRRL 1, 954 nucleotides long. RefSeq lists its product as uncharacterized. The transcript has a single exon. The coding region runs from base 1 to 954 and encodes 317 amino acids. Lineage: Eukaryota; Fungi; Ascomycota; Eurotiomycetes; Eurotiales; Aspergillaceae. The record is from RefSeq and is a predicted model, not a curated record.